AGAGGCAUUAUGGACUCCUGCCUGCGAGGACCCCUAGGUGGCGCCAUUUUGGAGUCGCAGCGGGCUGAGGAAGCGCUGUCUCUUCCGACCCCAUCCCCGGCCGGCGCCCCUCGUCCCGCUCCGGCCUCCAGGAUGAGUGUGGUGGAGCAUGUGCGGGAGAUGGCGGCUGCCGGGCUCCACUCCAAUGUGCGGCUCCUCAGCGGGCUGCUGCUCACCAUGAGCGGCAACAACCCUGAGUUAUUCUCGCCAUCACAAAAGUACCAGCUUCUUGUAUAUCAUGCAGAUUCCCUCUUCCAUGACAAGGAAUAUAGGAAUGCUGUAAGUAAGUAUACAAUGGCCUUGCAGCAGAAGAAAGCAUUAAGUAAAACUUCAAAAGUAAGACCCUCUACUGGGAAUGCUGCAGCCACUCCACAAAGUCAGUGUCUGCCAUCUGAAAUUGAAGUGAAAUACAAGAUGGCUGAAUGUUACACAAUGUUGAAGCAAGAUAAAGAUGCUAUUGCUAUACUAGAUGGAAUUCCUUCAAGACAGAGAACCCCCAAGAUUAACAUGAUGUUGGCAAAUUUGUACAAGAAGGCAGGUCAAGAACGCUCAUCUGUUACCAGUUACAAAGAAGUGCUGAGACAGUGUCCAUUAGCACUCGAUGCCAUCCUAGGUUUGCUGUCACUUUCAGUAAAAGGGGCAGAAGUGGCUUCCAUGACGAUGAAUGUUAUUCAGAGCAUCCCUAACUUGGACUGGCUUUCAGUGUGGAUCAAAGCAUAUGCAUUUGUGCACACUGGAGAUAAUACUAGAGCAAUCAACACCAUCUGCUCAUUAGAAAAAAAGUCUCUACUGAGGGAUAAUGUGGAUCUAUUGGGUAGCUUAGCAGACCUGUACUUCCGAGCUGGAGAUAAUAAGAACUCGAUUCUGAAAUUUGAGCAGGCACAAAUGCUGGAUCCUUAUCUGAUAAAAGGAAUGGACGUAUAUGGUUACUUACUGGCACGUGACGGUCGACUGGAGGAUGUGGAGAACUUGGGCUGCCGUCUUUUCAAUAUUUCUGAUCAGCAUGCAGAACCAUGGGUGGUGUCAGGGUGUCACAGUUUCUACAGUAAGCGAUACUCCCGUGCCUUGUAUUUAGGAGCCAAAGCUAUUCAGCUGAAUAGUAAUAGUGUUCAAGCUUUGCUGCUGAAAGGGGCUGCUCUUAGAAAUAUGGGACGAGUACAGGAGGCAAUUAUACAUUUCCGAGAAGCAAUACGCCUUUCACCUUGCAGGCUUGACUGUUAUGAAGGCCUCAUUGAUUGUUAUCUGGCAUCCAACAGUAUCCGUGAAGCAAUGGUUAUGGCUAACAAUGUGUACAAAACCCUGGGAGCAAAUGCACAGACGCUUACUCUGUUAGCAACAGUCUGUCUUGAAGAUCCAGUCACACAAGAGAAGGCGAAAACCUUAUUAGAUAAAGCACUGACACAGAGACCGGAUUACAUUAAAGCAGUGGUAAAAAAAGCAGAGCUUCUUAGUAGAGAACAGAAAUAUGAAGAUGGAAUAGCUUUGUUGAGGAAUGCACUUGCCAAUCAGAGUGACUGUGUUCUGCAUCGAAUACUAGGUGACUUUCUUGUAGCAGUCAGUGAAUAUCAAGAAGCCAUGGACCAGUACAGUAUUGCCCUAAGUUUGGAUCCCAAUGAUCAGAAGUCUUUAGAAGGAAUGCAGAAAAUGGAAAAAGAGGAGAGUCCAACAGAUGCAACCCAGGAAGAGGAUGUGGAUGACAUGGAGGGAAGUGGAGAAGAAGGGGAUUUGGAGGGCAGUGAUAGUGAAGCAGCACAGUGGGCAGAUCAAGAACAAUGGUUUGGCAUGCAGUGAAGAUUUUACUUAAACUGAUAUGGGUUUCAGUUCUUGAAUGUGCCUGAGAUCCAUUGUUUUCUGAAGGAAGAACAUCACCUGCAAUUUUUGUAUUAACAAAGUGGACUUUAUAAAAACAACCGACUCUGAAACCAUUUAAUGGUUCUCUACAUCACAGUUCUGUCAUUUUUGUGAUGCUUCCUAUUUAUCAGUUAUAAGAUUGAGCUGAACCAUGCUGGAGAUUUAUAAGAGUGACUGACUUAGUCUUUUCUUGCUAAAGCUAGAAUCUUGAGUAUAAAGCAUUUCAUGCAAUAUACCUAUUGCUAGUGCCUAAAAUGUCAAAAUUGAGUCCAAAACUAAGUAGUCUUGAUCCUUAGCUAUAGAUGUAAAUACAAGUUUUUUUUGUUUUUUUUUUUAUUCCUUUGUGAAAGGCUUUUCUUUUGUCAGGGUUCAUGCUUGAAUGUUUGUGGGAGUCACUUGUACAUAUUUGAAGGGAGCAAUUUUUCCCCUCUCUUCAGCCAAUUAACCUGUUUUGAUGUAAGGCAUUGCACUAACUUUAAAGGUGGAAUUUGUAUCUCCGGCAUCCCUGACUUAUAGGAUGCUUUGUAACUAAUCAGCUUUUAUGUGCAAAGAAUAGUGCAAUGUUAGAAUUAUAGUAAUUUCCCCAAUCCCUACAAAGCCCUAUAAUCACUUAACCUGUAUGUGAACAUUUACUUCUAAAUAGAGUUCAGUUUUAUUUAAGUAAGUUCGCGAAGGCCUUACAACAGCAGUGACACAAAGCCACUUCACAUCCAGUGCAUGGCUCUGUCAGUUAAUUAUUUUUUUAAACUUCUCCAUUGCAUCACUAGUAGAAAUUUUAAAUUAGAAUGGCUGUCUUGGCUUUCUUUAUAUUUUACACUUAAAAUAUAGCUUAACCUAUUGAAAAUAGAAUCUCGUGCUAUCACCUGCUAAAACGAUACUGAAUUGUCCACAGCAGAAAUUGUCCACAGUGGGCAUCUCUUUUUAAAAGUAAAGCUUUCCCAGAAACCAGAAAUCCAUACAGAACUAUUUCUGUGGCACUUAGACUUUGCAAAAGAACUACCCUUGUCCUAGUGUUUCACUCUUGAUUUACUUGCUUCUUGCUAAAACAUAUGUCUUUAUUACGCUUUCUAAUGGUGCUGUAGUUCACAUUGUCUUCAGUCCAUGGUCAUGCAUAGCCUUGUAAUUCUGCCUGUGGCUUCUCAAGUCUAUUGUACUGUUCAGUGCUGUCAUAGCAGCUGAAGCAGAAGUUGACUGGUUUUUGUACUGGAACUUUUUGAUAUCUAGAGCAAAUACUUGACACAAAAGAAAACAAGCUUUUCACUAACUAUAGUAGCAUAGCACAUACACAAAUAAAAUACAUGAAAUAUCUUCAUUCCCAAAAGCAUACAUAAAAAUACAUAUUAAAAGGAGAGGAUGUUUAAUCCUAAACACAUUGUAGCCUGUUGACUUUGGGAUGUUUAGCAUGUGUAAGCAUUACAGAGUCUGGAUAGCUUCUUCCUGUUCAUAGCCAGACAGCUAGCUAGAAUGGUUAGUCUCCUCUUUCCAGUCUUUUAGAUGUGUUUGAGGGUGGGGGAAACCACUAGCUUUUCUCUAGUGUCAAUUGAAUUGCACUAAAGUAAUUGAAAAAUAAGCAAGCAGGUAGCCUGCCUUACUGCCCUAUUAUUGAUGGUCUUAAUUAAGAAGUCUGUUGGUUUAUUAUCUCAUUUCACUAAACUGUGCAAUCCAAAUAGGCUACAUUUAAACUAAAAUCCUAUUUAGGUAGCUGCUCUCUGAGAUUUGUGAUCAGUACCCUUCCUGGCUCUAAUCUACUUCAUGAAGAUUUCAGCUGUUUGUCAUUUGGCAGUGGAUUGUGAUAGGUUUCAACUCCUUUCAUGUUGUUAAUUCUUUACAGAAGGAAACUAGAAAACAAACUGUUCAUUUUGCAAUCUGUCCAUUUCUUCUUUUCUCUGCAAUAAACCUCAAAAUCUGUGCUGCUUCUGAAGGUUAACAAA
Molecule: messenger RNA, 3821 nt
Organism: Gopherus flavomarginatus (Mexican gopher tortoise)
Lineage: Eukaryota; Metazoa; Chordata; Testudines; Testudinidae
Gene: ANAPC7
Product: anaphase promoting complex subunit 7
Exons: 11
Coding region: 10-1830 (606 amino acids)
Biological process (GO): cell division
Molecular function (GO): protein binding
Source: RefSeq, a predicted model, not a curated record